UACAUGUUUUUGUCCUCAGCGCCAAAAGAUAUUUUUAAAUAAAGUUUUAAAAUAACAUGUCUAAAAGAUUUUUUCCUCAACAAUAUGGAGAGAGAAAAAAAGCGAAAUUAGAUGUAACCGUCUCUGAUCACAACUUUCCACUAAGUCAAAAUGUUAGUUCCAGUAAAGGUAACAAUCAAGCUGAUAAUUGGGGUGACGAUAAUGAUGACGAGAUUCUGCUUUUGGCGAGUCAAGCGUGCGAGGAAGCGUACAACGAACAAAAUAUUACUUCGUUGGCCGAUUACAGUUUUUGUAUGAAGCCGGCAGUAACAAGUACACAAUAUGAUGCAGUUCCAAGUACUUCUAAAGCACCAUUUGCGUUUAAAAUACCAACUUCAAGUCCCUUGAGUACUAUUUCAACUAAGUUAAAGGAUAAAUGUGAAAGAAUAUCAUCACCACUCCCCGGAAUAUCAUCUAAAGUAAAUAAAGAGCAUGUGAAUUUAAGUGAUGAUUAUAUUGUCAACGAUAAGAUAUUUAAGGGACUAGAUUCAGACCAAUUUUAUAAACAGCUGCUUCAAUUGCAAGAGGAAAAUGCUAAACUGAAAUCAGAGAAUGGAAAACUUCUAGAAAAAUGUGUUACAAAAGAAGGGGAAGCAACAAUACUUAGAACACAACUAAAAACUUGUCAAAUGGCUGUGGACAACGCUAGGAUGGAAAAAGUAAAAAUACAGGAAAAGGCCAAAAUGGAAUGGAUGGAAAAGAUUGGAGUGGCCAACAAUCAAAUACAUGAUUUAAAGAAUCAGUUAGAUUUUAAGAAUUUAGAAAUUAUAAGUAUAAAAGAAAAAUGUAAGAUGCUGGAAUCAUCUAAAAUAAAACUCACCCAAGUAACUGUUGGAACAAAUGACAUCUCAGCUAGUCAUAAGCAGAACAGUUACAUGGAAAGAGAUAACAAUAUGACUCAAGCAAGAAGAGUGAAGACUGCAACAAAUAGUGUACAAACUGACAACCAAUCACAUAUUCUGAAAUUAAAUACAAUAAUAAAGACAGAGCCAUCUACCCUCAAGAAACUUCUGCCGCUCAUAAUAGAAACCCACCCAGACCAACCUUCCAUACUAGAAUACAACGAGAAACUAAAAAAAUCGGACACUACUGUGAAUAAAUGUCGUGUUUUUAACACUUUUUACCGACUACCCUCAACGCCCAGUGUGGGUAGACGGAGAAAUAAAAUUAGUAUAGCGAGUGUGUACGAAGAUUUGACGUGUAUUGCUGCGGGCGAGAGGAACAAGGAUAGAUAUAUUAAUAUCCUUAAACAACUCAAAGAGGUAUUACAAGAAGUGCAUACAGAAUUAAGUCUAAUAGCUCAGCGCGUGACGACGGCAUUUCAACGGGAAAUGGACGAGAGGUACAUAGAUUCGACUGCCAGCCUGAACAUGUUUGUAAUACGGGAUUUGAUUAGUGGCAAGCCAUUAUACAAAGAAGAGCAAGCCAUACUAGCGCGUCGUUUCACAGCCGUGUCGUAUAUUCUACUGCGAGACAGCGCUGAUAUCAGCAUACUGAAAGACAGUGUGAUACAAGAUAUGCUGAAUGUAAUUUGUAAAAUAUGCAGUAUGUUGGAUACAGCGUGCACCGGCGUCCUCUACAGCGGCCUACUCAUCUCGAUCACACAAUUCCUAUCACAACUAGCUCAGCACUUCCCGGCCUCCCAACAGACAGACAUACAAAAACACAUGAUACUCGCGCGUCCAACGCCGGCGGUGUGCGUUGUGUUAGUUAGUGUUGGUGCGUGUGUUGGUUUGUGUGCUGGAUGUGUUGGUGGCAAUCUGAGGAUGGAUUAUGAUCAAGGCGUGUUAUUGUAUAAGAAAGACUCAUGUCUCCUUCAAGUACUAUUAAAGCAAGUAGAGACCGCUCUUAAAUGUAUGGAAAAUCAGAAUAUGCAAACGGAAGCUGUGACAUUAUGUAGGAAUUUACUUAUGUUAUAUACUAAGUUCGAUUCUAGUACAAAUGAGGAAACCAGAUGCGAUUGCCAGCUGGUGUUGAUGCAAGUUAUUGUAUAUGCGUUGAGGAUAUGUGCUAAUAUGUUGAAACAAACAGACAAUACAGCGGAUAUUUAUUCCGACCUGCUAAGCACAUGCCGCAGUGGUAUACAAGUGUUAUACCAGUGCAUACUGAGGGACGUGGAGUUCGCUUCCCGGCUCGGGUACCACGAGGGGCAUUUGGCUGAGCUGUGCGCGAUGCGGUUUGGACAGGAUGAUGUUUAUAGUACAAUGCUAGCUGAAAUUUCGAGUACAUUCCAGUCGUCGCCGGAAGACGCGACGCCAUCUUAUACGAAAAAAGCGUGGAUUAAUAGCUUUAAUAGUUUCUCUAUUGCUGAUUAAUAUGUUAUUUUAAUAUUUUAAUCGGCAAUUACAAUAAAUGUGUUUUUUAAUAUUUAAUUUUUAAAAGAAAAAACUCAGAAAUAUACCAUUAAAAAUUACUCAGAUUUAGUAUGUUUCUUUCGUCAUUUGCAUGUUCGAAUAAGUAGAAUUAGUUUCAUUUUUUGACGUGACAACGUCUUAUAAAUUGGUUUGCCGGGUGACACUUCAAGAAACUGCGUUACCCUCCGCUCACGUUAUGCGCUCACAAUGAGAGCGAGUGAGAGGCACGCGUCCCUUCCACUCGGGCAUGGUUAGCCCGCCUAAGAGCGAGAGAGACAGACAUAAAAAGUCGUCACGUAAAACUUUCGCCCG
Messenger RNA from Colias croceus (clouded yellow), 2705 nucleotides. RefSeq lists its product as uncharacterized. Bases 57 to 2354 code for a protein of 765 amino acids. NCBI's taxonomy places the organism in Eukaryota, Metazoa, Arthropoda, Insecta, Lepidoptera, Pieridae. The transcript has 13 exons. Gene Ontology annotation, biological process: DNA repair; DNA damage checkpoint signaling. The record is from RefSeq and is a predicted model, not a curated record.